Xiphophorus maculatus (southern platyfish) is the source of this 2869-nucleotide messenger RNA. RefSeq names its product gastrula zinc finger protein XlCGF26.1-like. Gene Ontology annotation, biological process: regulation of transcription by RNA polymerase II. The record is from RefSeq and is a predicted model, not a curated record. Lineage: Eukaryota; Metazoa; Chordata; Actinopteri; Cyprinodontiformes; Poeciliidae. The transcript is spliced from 3 exons. The coding region runs from base 568 to 2010 and encodes 480 amino acids. Gene Ontology annotation, molecular function: RNA polymerase II cis-regulatory region sequence-specific DNA binding; DNA-binding transcription factor activity.
GUAGUUUUUCGAAAUGGAACUUUACUUGCCAUUCAUUGGUUAAUGAGGAGGAAGUCACCGGAAGUCAGCAAUGUAGCUUGACUGGCUAAGUCCCGAAACGGAAAACCUCUUAAGAGGUUGUGUGAAACCACAAUUGUUUAUGCCUCUGAUUUUCUGUUUAUCAGUCGCAGUGAUCACAUCGCUCCCAAAUAAUUGUUCUAAAUCGCUGUGAUAUUUAUAGCCGACUUUAUGUACAGAAUGCCAUUAGCCUUCAAUAGCAAAGUAGAGCUACUGCAGCUAACAACAGAGACGGAUGAUGCUAUUUACGAUGUUGAAGCUUUUAAAUGUUUGUAAUUUAGUGCUACAAGACGAGCCUGUGCUCCACCCUCUGGGGAUUACCACCUCGUCCGUGAACACCUCCUCUGUCCUUUUCAGCUGAGAACCGAGAGACUUGUAACACCCAGAACUACUGACCAAGACAACAGAACAACAGAAGAUCCAGAUGACAUGGCUGAAACCUUGAUUUAGUAGAAUGUGUGAAGGUUGAAGACAAAGAUUGUGAAAAGGAGAAUCCCAGGUGGAGCGAGGAUGUCUGAGAUAAAGAAGGUUGAAGCUGGUGAGUUUGGAGGGCUCCGCUCAGAGCCCCUCCUAUCUGCAGCAUCCACAUCAGAAGAGGAGGAGGAGACACAAGACAACAAAGAGUUCAUUCAUCAAAUGUUGGUGAUUAAAGUGGUUCCUGAUGACUGGAGUCCCAGUUCGGACCAACCCAACCCAGAUUUUCCCUCCAUAAAAGAGGAAGAGGAGGAACUGAGGGUCAGUCAAGAAGAAGAGGAGCUUACUACGAAGAGCAAAGAUGAAAAGAAACCCCAGUUAUCAGUUCAUCAGAUCAAAACUGAAGACAUUAUGGAGACAGAGGCUCCUGUCAGGAGCUCAACUGAAGAGCUAAAAAUGGACUCUGACGAAGACAACUGUGGUGAACUAGAAAGAGACAACAUCACAGAUCCAGUGUGUUCUUACCAACAUCGUAAGAUAACAGUUCACAGAAGUGAAAAAACAUCUAAAUUGUGUUCCAAACUUAUGGCUCAGACUGGAUUACACACUGGAGAAAAGCCCUUUAGUUGCAAUGUCUGUGGUAAACGAUUCAAACAUAAGACCAAUUUUAAACACCAUAUGAAAAUUCACAUUGAAAACAGAGAACAUAACUGUCAACUUUGUGGUAAAGGAUUUAAAGCUAAGCAUUUUCUUCAAACGCAUAUGAGGCUUCACACCGGAGAAAGGCCAUUUGCAUGCGAUGAUUGUGGGAGAAGGUUUCAUGCUAAGGCAGUUCUUAAAAGUCACCUGGAGGUUCACUCUGGAGAAAGGGCUUUUUCCUGUGACAUUUGUGGUUCAAGAUAUAAAAGGAAGGAAACUCUUAAGAAGCACAUGUGGGUCCACACGGCAGAGAGACCCUUUGUUUGUAGAGUUUGCAGUAAAGGAUUUUAUCAUCAAAACAGUCUAAGGAUUCACAUGAAUGCUCACACAGGACAGAGACGGUUUAUAUGCAGCGUUUGUAGUAAAGGAUUUGCAGAACAAGAGACUCUGAAGAGACACAUGCGUGUUCACACGGGAGAGAAGCCGUUUAUUUGUGGUUUCUGCUGCAAAGGAUUUUCACAGCAGAUUCAUUUAAAGAGACACAUGCGUGUUCACACCGGUGAGAAGCAGUUUAUUUGCAUUGUUUGUAGUAAAGAGUUUUCUCAACAGCAUCAUCUGAAAAACCACAUGGAAGUUCAUACCGCCUCAUUUAGCUGCAGUGAUUGUAGUAAGCGUUUUGUGAAGGAAAUCCAGUUACAACGACAUGCCAGAGUUCACACAGAGGAGAGGCCGUUUGGUUGUGAUGUCUGUAAAAGCAGAUUUAAUCAAAAGUGUCAGCUUGAAAAUCACAUGAGAGUGCAUUCGGGAGAGAAACCAUUUGUCUGUGAUGUUUGCAGUAAAGGGUUUUCCCAACAAGGAAAUCUGAAGCGACACAUGGUUGUUCACAAGGUCUGCAACUAAUGAUUAUUUUGAUAGUUGAACAAUAUGCCAGUAAUUUUCAAGUUUUCAGCAACUACCUUUAUUUUGCAACUUAUCGAUGCUCCAAUGCCUCUGAAUUUAUGAAAAAAUUCUCAUCUUAAACUAAAAUGGACUUGCGAAUCUCUACUUUGCUUUGAUCAGCUGUAGGUCAAAAUCUUAAACUCUUAAAAACAAGUCAGAACUGAAUGAAAUGUUUUUUACUUGUUACAGCAAAAAGAUGAAAAAAGUAAAAUGGGUUAUUUUCAACAACACUUUUUACUAUGACUGCCAAUGACAAUAUUUUUCCUUCCUGUACAGUAGUUUAAUUUAAUAUAUCACUGUUUAUGUACCUCAGAAUAACACGUAAACAAAGAUUUGCACUUAAAAGUACAAAUGGUAUGUAUUUCUAUCGCUCCAUUAUUGCAAAGAAAUUAUGUAUUUCCACAUAAAAAGCCAGAGUUCUCAGAAUCUCAAAUAUUAAGAGAUAGAGAUAGAAAAUCCAAAUAGACCCUGAUAUCAUCAUGAGUAAAAUACCUAAAGCAACUGAAUUGAUCUCUUUAAUACCCUCUGUGGCUUCUGUCUUGUAUUUUAUGUUCAUUGGACUUGAGACGAUUCUUGUCCGUGAUUGGUGGAGGCAGAAGGCAAAUUUGUGACCUGAGAAGAGGAUUACUUUAUGAUGGACCAAAUAUAUGUAAAUAGUUUUUAUACUGGCUUAUGAUCAAUUCACAAUCUAUGAUCACCAUACCUCUGUUACAGGUGGAAAUUUGCAUUUUUUGCUACAACCUGUUACCAUGCAUCUUUCCUUUGAAAAGAUUAAUUAAACAUUGUACGCUGUGUCUAUAAAUAAAAACGGUCUAAAGCG